Messenger RNA from Lolium rigidum, 2378 nucleotides. Its product is annotated as putative disease resistance RPP13-like protein 1. Lineage: Eukaryota; Viridiplantae; Streptophyta; Magnoliopsida; Poales; Poaceae. The record is from RefSeq and is a predicted model, not a curated record. Bases 1488 to 2378 code for a protein of 296 amino acids. Gene Ontology annotation, molecular function: ADP binding. The transcript is spliced from 3 exons.
UGCAUCUUUCUAUUCCGUUCAGUGAUUUCACUUGAAGGUGUAAAAGCCGUCAUGUUAGAUUAGGCAUUUCUACUUUUGCACGGAAGUUUGCAUCUAAAUUAUUCCAACAUCUGCUCAUAUCUUGCGACUUACUAGAAGCCUGACUCCUGAAGUUUCUUUGUUCCUUCUAUACUCUAUUAUUCUAGGUUCACUGUCCGGUAGUAUCUGAAGCCCUGCUCAUUUCUUGGGAAGAUUGCUUCUAAUCUGUUGCUCCGCGAGUUUCUUGUAAAAUUGCCUUCACCAGCAUACAUGCGAGCUGAGCCCGUACAGGUUGAAUCAAUGUCUUGCAACCUCUCUUAUUAUAUGCAGGUUACAUCCACAAAAACAAGAUUUUUUUACAUGAUAUUAGUACUGAUGUGAAAGCAUUUUGUAUAUUAAUAUUAAGCACAAGCAUGUAGCAUCGCAGAGAGGCAACUUUCACAGUGCUGGCAUGAAGGCUAGGCUAGUGCCUAUCACUGUACCUGGAAACAUUUACUAUUUUAAAUAUUUUUUACAAGAUCUGUGUUGACAUUGACUAAAUGGUAAAUAACUCAACAGUUAAUUCUUCAUAGUUUUAUGCAACAUUAUUGUAUUGGGGUAAGAGUUUGCAUACAUUGUUGUAUCUGACGAGAUUUCUUACAAUUCCUUUCAGCCCUGUGGGGACUAAAUUCUGUUCUCAGAAGUAUCCAUCACAUGGGAACUCACUAACUAAUUCUGAUGCGUGUACAUAUAAAUAACUUCAUGAUAUCGUUGUGGGUUUUGUGUGUUGACAUCAGGCUUGGUUGACAUUCGCUAAAUGGUAAAUAGGUCACCAUGGCUAUAUGUGUGUUACAUGGUAAAUAUGAGUAUAUGACAUGUCCAACUUGAUCAAUGACUAGAUAUUUUACCACUUGACCAACUUUAUUAUUAACUUAACUGAUAUUUUUUUGAUUUCGACAACCACCGUCCAUUUGUAGAACCAAAAGCAUACCUCUAGUACUGCCUAUGAAACCUACAUAUGUAAAUGCUAACUCAAGUGUGAAGAAAAGUUCACCAGGUAACAGUGCUUGAAAAGGUACCUUUUAGUAUUUAGUAAUCCUUACAAAUCAAGUAGAGAUCUUUUGCCAAAUUUGGUUUAUCAGUUUGCCUUAACUGAGGAAAACUACAACUGCAAUACAGACAUGGCCCAACAAAUUCUAUAUUCAUUGCAGGGUCAAAAUCAUUAUGUCUGCAACUGCAGAGAAGGUGUCUGGUGGUUUCUCAUCAGCAAUUAUCUAGCGUGCUGUUAACAGGACAAUGGAAUUUCUCGAGAGCAACCAUGGUGAAGGCCAUUACUGAGGUGUCUGACAACCAGGAACCAGCUUGUCAUCAACACUAGUGUUACCAAGUGCCAAUGGAACCUCCAUUUUUCUAUCUAUGAAGCUGAGGAUGUGCUUGACAGAACUGAUCGUUAUUAGAUAGUCACUCUGAAAGCGCAAGGGGUCCAAAUCAUGAUGUCUGCAGGUGCAGAGCAGUUGGCUGGUGGUUUCUCAUCAGCAGUUAUCCAACGUGUUGUUGACAAGACGAUGGAAUUCCUUGGGAGCAACUACAAUCUGAGCCAUGCUACUGAAGAGCUUCUGACUAAACUGCGCACGAGCCUCACCAUGGUUAAGGCCAUUACGGAGGUGGCUGAUAGCCAGCUUAUCAUAAGAACUAGUCUGACCAAGUGGCUGAGGAACCUCCAUGAUGCUGCCUAUGAAGCUGAGGAUGCGCUUGACAGAUUCGAUUGUCAUGAGGUAGUUUCUGGGAAGCGCAAGGUGAGCGAGCUCAUUUCAUCAUCAGUUAGGGCCUUGAAAAAUUUGAUUGUGCCUGAUGAGGGGAUGAAAAUGCUUGAAUGUGUUGCACAAAAGCUAGACCACCUUUGUGCAACAUCAAACAUAUUUGUUGAGCUCAUGAACCAAAGCAAUUUAACAGCCAUGAAGAAGGAGGAAAUUGUUGGAGAGACUACUUCUCGUGUUCCAGUUGAUGUCAAGGUUUUUGGACGGGAUGAAAUUCUAGAGUUGGCACUGAAAAUUAUUUUGGGUUCAUCUGGAUCUGAACCAGAACCCAACAGCAUAAGAGCAAAACUUGGGGCAAGGUACCGCAUUUGUGGUGUUGAUGUUAUCCCAAUUGUUGGUAUGAGUGGGGUUGGGAAGACAACCCUUGCUCAAGUAAUUUACAAUCAUCUAAAUGUGAAGGGUCACUUUAGACAGAGAGCAUGGGUGUAUGUUUCAAAACACUUCAGUGUCAAAAGAACAUUGCAAGAGGCGUUGCGCUCUUUUAGUGGAAAUGAUUCGUCUGAACAACAGUCAAUAAUAUUCAAAGUGUCAUCCAGCAGGAUGGAAGAUUUCUUCUUGUGUUAG